This is a messenger RNA of Selaginella moellendorffii, 3805 nucleotides long. RefSeq names its product DNA excision repair protein CSB. The transcript is spliced from 7 exons. The coding region runs from base 481 to 3621 and encodes 1046 amino acids. The record is from RefSeq and is a predicted model, not a curated record. NCBI's taxonomy places the organism in Eukaryota, Viridiplantae, Streptophyta, Lycopodiopsida, Selaginellales, Selaginellaceae. Gene Ontology annotation, biological process: transcription-coupled nucleotide-excision repair. Gene Ontology annotation, molecular function: ATP binding; ATP-dependent chromatin remodeler activity. Gene Ontology annotation, cellular component: nucleus.
AUGAGGCGAGCUGCGCAGCGCUUGACGGGAGGGGGCGUCUUGAUCCGCCGGACCUAUGCCGACACGCGAGGCGUGCUUAGCGAGGAGGAGAAGGCGGCGGAAAACAUGUAUAUAAAGAGAAUGGAGAGGGAAAAGCUCGAAAAAGCCCGCAUGAAGGCAAGCGAGGAGGAGGCCUCGUCUGCGGCAUCCUCGGCAUCCACAGAAGAACGAGUGCCAAAGGCAGACCCGGACCUGCCCACCAAGAGCAUAGCGAUGGGAGCUGGCCUUGUUGCUGUGGCUUGUGCAGUUUACUUCAUGUUUUCGUCGCCCCCUAGUGGCAAGAAGACUGCGGAAUCCAAGGUCGAAGAGUCUUAGUAAGUCCGCACCGGACGGAAAGCGAGACAAUCACGAAAGACGCCCUGGCUUGGCUUUUUCAUCUUUCACUGUUAAAUAACAAAGUAAGGGCCCUCUAGGGCUUAGUGGCAUUUGGUCUUUUUGGCGAUGGAGGAGGACGAGGAGCUGUUGCAGCGGCUGGGCGUGACGGCUGCACGAGCUGAGGACGUCGAGCGCCAUGUCAUUGCUGCGCAGCACCACCAGGUUGAUGGCGGCGGCGGGGGCGAGCACCCGGAGGCUAUUGCCAAGCAAUUGACUGUCUUGCAGAAGGAGAUUGACGCUGUGGAGAAUGGUCUGGAGCGUUAUGAAGAGGACGGUGGUGAGCUCCACACCACUCUCGCGCACGACCGUCUCCACUCUCUCAACUCCAAGAAGAAAAAGCUGCGAGCCCGAUUGAAGUCUCUGGAUGGAGCGUCACCUUCCACACAAGAACAACGCUCUUGCCUCCUGGAAGACAACGACCUCGACGCAGCUCUGGACGCAGCCUCUGGGCUUGUUGAGACUGAGCGCGACAGGCUCAUCCGCACCGGGGCACUGACGCCGUUUGACAGGAUCAAAGGCUUCGAGCGCCGAGUACAGACGCUAAGUGAUCGACAGUCGCUGGAGCGGGACCGAUUGGCCGAGACCAGCCUCUCUAAUGCCGUCGCGUCGCUGGCCGCAAUAUCUCGCUCUCGAGCAACAACCAAGCUGCUCGAUCCGGCCCAGCUCCCAACGCUCGAGGCGCCGACGCGUGAGUUUCGAAGGCCUCCAAAGUCACUUGACGUUGGGAGGAGGAAGAAGCGCAAGCGGCCGCUGCCUGAGUCCAAGUGGAGGCGGAAAAAGCCUCACAAGCUACCAGAGCAGGCAGCAGAUGACAACGACGGUAUGCCAUCGUUAUCUCAUCUUAUUAACUCGUUCGUGGCUUACUUAGAUGGCGACGACAACGACGUUAAUGAUGAGGAAUGCGACGACGACGUGAUCCUGGAAGGAGGGCUCAGGAUUCCGUUAGAUAUCUACGACAGGCUCUUCGAUUAUCAGAAAACUGGAGUCAAGUGGCUGUGGGAACUGCACUCUCUAAAAACAGGGGGGAUCAUAGGUGAUGAGAUGGGACUAGGCAAAACGGUACAGGUCAUUGCAUUUCUGGCUGCCUUACACCACAGUCGGAUGUACUCGCCCAGCAUUGUCGUCUGUCCCGUGACACUAACUUUCCAGUGGAAGCGGGAGGUUGAAAAGUGGUAUCCCAAGUUCGACGUGCAAGUUGUGCACGAGUCGGCUGCUCCGAAAGGGAAGAAGAAGGAGGCGGAGGAUUCCGAUGCAAGCGGAGAUGACAGUGGCGACGCGAGGCGUGAUGCAAGACUAGCUCGUUGGGACGGGGUUGUAGAAAAAACUGUCCGGUCGCCUUCUGGUCUCAUUGUGACGACUUAUGAGCAGCUCCGGUUGCUGAAAGAUACACUGCUGGACAUAGACUGGGGAUAUGCGGUACUGGACGAAGGGCACAGGAUAAGGAAUCCAGACGCUGAAACAACUCUCAUCUGCAAGCAGCUACAGACUGUUCACCGCAUUAUCAUGACCGGUGCUCCUAUACAAAACAAGCUUACAGAGCUGUGGUCUCUCUUCGACUUCGUUUUCCCUGGAAAGCUGGGAGUCCUUCCAGUGUUCCAGGCCCAGUUUGCUCUACCUAUAUCCAUCGGUGGCUAUGCAAAUGCGACAUCGUUGCAGGUCUCCACUGCCUACAAGUGUGCCGUCACCCUUCGGGAUCUGAUCAUGCCUUACAUUCUCCGCCGCAUGAAGUCCGAUGUUGAAGCCAAGCUCACCAAGAAGACGGAGCACGUUCUUUUCUGUAGCCUGACUGAGACGCAGCGCGCCUGCUACCGUGCCUUCUUAGCAAGCUCAGACGUGGAACGCAUUUUCGAGGGGAGCAAGAACGCACUCUACGGCAUUGACAUACUGCGGAAGAUCUGCAACCAUCCUGAUCUUCUGGAGAGGGAGGCCAGCGAGAAGCAUGCCGACUACGGCCUACCAGAUCGAAGUGGGAAGCUGAUGGUGGUCAGUCAGGUCCUCAACUCGUGGAAGGAUCAGGGGCACAGAGUACUUGUUUUCUGCCAGACGCAACAGAUGCUGGAUAUCGUUGAGAUCUUUGUAGAGUCACAGGGGUAUACAUACAGGAGAAUGGAUGGCUCCACAUCUGUGAAGCAGCGGCCGGCUCUAAUCGACGAAUUCAACGAGUCUUCACAUGUUUUCGUCUUCCUAUUAACUACCAAAGUCGGGGGCCUGGGAACCAAUCUUACUGGUGCGAACAGAGUUAUUAUUUUCGAUCCGGACUGGAACCCUUCGACUGACAUGCAGGCUAGAGAAAGGGCUUGGAGAAUCGGGCAGACAAAGGACGUUAUUGUUUACCGUCUAAUUACCAGGGGAACGAUUGAAGAGAAGGUGUACCAUCGCCAAAUAUACAAGCAGUUUUUGACGAACAAAAUCCUCCGGGAUCCCCAACAACGGCGUGUAUUCAAGUCCAAAGACAUGCGAGAUUUGUUCGUGCUGCACGAAGAUGCGGAGGGAGACAAAACGGAGACAUCGAACUUGUUUCCAGAGUUAAAGCUUCCCGCUGCGGCUGAAAGCGACGCCAAAGAAGCGGCACAUGGUGGCGAGGAAGGUGACCAAAUCACAAGAGACGAGCAAGAUGGUGCGGAUGAGUCCAGGCUUCUGCAGAGCUUGAUGCAGGCCAACGGAAUACACUCUGCGAUGGACCACGAUGCAAUCCUGGCUGUCAACGAUCCCGAACGGGUGAAGGUGGACUUUGAAGCGAGCAGGGUGGCCGAACGAGCUGCCGAAGCUCUCCAGCAGUCUCGGCUAAUACGAAUGCGAGACGACGUGGCUGUUCCCACGUGGACAGGGAACUCAGGCGCUGCUGGGGCUCCAGGUGGUGGACGGAGGAGGUUUGGAGCUGCCGUGAAUUCUCGCUUGAUGUCUCCUGCGCCACCCCCGGGGACGCCAGGUGCAUCUAGCAGCAGGGCCCUCAGCUCGGUCGAGCUCCUGGCUCAGAUGAGGCAACGCCAAGCAGGUGCGGUCGAAAGCAAACGAGAGGCACUACGUAGCGAGCUUGAGAGGUUUCUGAGGAGCCACGGCGGGAGUGCACUGUCGACGACAGUCGUUCAGCACUUCAAGCUGAAGCUGUCACAAGCGGAGCUACCGCUUUUCAGGCAGCUGCUGAAUGAGAUAGCGGCCUUGAACAAGGAUGGUGGGGAGUCCAGGUGGAUUCUGAAACACGACUAGAUAUCAUGGACGGGACAUUUUUUCCACAUUCUUUCUCUCAGUAGCCGUAAGGAUGCAGGAGAGGAUCUCUGUUGAUAUCUUUGUACAAAAAGUAUCGGGACCUCGUCCGUCCGAGCGCUCCAUACCUGUUUUGUUUAACAGCCAGACUUGGAUAUAAACACGGUGCAUAGGCAAAGUUUUACCA